Callorhinchus milii (elephant shark) is the source of this 1076-nucleotide messenger RNA. RefSeq names its product zinc finger, SWIM-type containing 7 (gene zswim7). The record is from RefSeq and is a predicted model, not a curated record. Gene Ontology annotation, molecular function: zinc ion binding. The transcript is spliced from 8 exons. Gene Ontology annotation, cellular component: Shu complex. NCBI's taxonomy places the organism in Eukaryota, Metazoa, Chordata, Chondrichthyes, Chimaeriformes, Callorhinchidae. Bases 102 to 524 code for a protein of 140 amino acids. Gene Ontology annotation, biological process: double-strand break repair via homologous recombination.
GGGCGGUGGCGGUGAGUAUGAGGACAGUCUCUGGACGUCAGUAUGUGAGAGACGGCGAGAAAUGGCGUGUGGAUGACAACUGAGGCUACAACGCUGAAAAGAUGUCUGCAGGAACCCUUUCUGUUAUAGCAGAAGAACUUCUAAAAGAGGUGAAGAAGGUUUACCAGGAGUCAUCACAAUUGACAGAUGAACUUCUUCUUGCGUUAAAAUUCAUCUUUGGCUCAACUGCCCUUCAUGCGUUAGACCUGGUUGAUCAGUGCUCAGUAACACUCAUCUCCUCCCCCAGUGGAAGGACAGUGUACCAGGUUCUGGGAAGCUCUCGGCAAACAUACAUUUGCCUGUCUUUCUGUCACUACUGCUCGUGUCCAGCCUUCAUGUACUCAGUGAUACGAAGAAAUGACAAUAUAUUGUGCAAACAUAUUCUUGCUGCGUAUCUAUGCCAAGCAAUGGGACUGUGCCAUGACCAAAAGGUUUCUGACAAGCAACUCACUAGCUUACUGCUAGCAAAGCACAAUGGGAGUUAAAAAUAGGAUGUCUAAAGGAGGCUGACAUUCCAAUAACAGAAUGUGUUUGGUAAUAAUUUGGUGGAAAGUUUUUCGGAAUUCCUGAAUCCUGGAGGCAUAGAUGACGGGAUUCCCAACGGAAUGCGCGUGAGACAGGACAAUGGCGACGUCCAUGAAAUUGUGGUGCAAUGUUCGAAAGUAGUCGUUGUGGAGCAGGUUGAUGCAGUUCAGGAUGUGGAGCGGGAGCCAGCAGAAGGCAAAAAAGCCCACUAUGAUGGAGAGCGACUUUGCCGCAUUCAGCUGUUUCUGCAAAAAGGUCCUGGAGGUGUCGGAGUUGAUGGAACUGUGUUCGAUUUGUCGGAGCUGCUUCCUGACGACAGUGAAGAUUUUCAGGUAAAUCACCAACAUUAUGAUCAGCGGAGUCAAAACGCAGCCAAAGAAGUUGAAGUAGACCAUGUAGCCCAUGUCUAUAACAUUCAAGAAGAGGCAUUGGACUUGGCAAGACCCGUUGUCUGUAGGGGUCACUGGGUUGGUUUUGUUCAGACACUCUUUGGAUCCGCUCCAGCCAAACAA